AUGGAAAACAUUUGGUCCUGCAUCUCGCCCUUAAUCAAUUGCUUGACACCUUGCGCUGGUGAUUGGAUAGCUGAGCAAGUCAAUCAUGUAAUCAAAUUUGAGGAAAACCUGGAUAGAUUAAAGUCUGAUUUGGUUGAAUUGAAGCGGAUCAGAAACGACCUGGAGCCACAGGUUGCUGUUGCUGAGGAGCAAUCAAUGAUGCAGCGGCUGGACAAAGUAAAAGGAUGGCUUUCAGAUUUUCAAACCAUGGAAACUGAAUUAACUGAAGUGAUAGAAAAUGGCAUCAAGGAGAUUGAGAAGAAUUUUUGUUGUGGAUGUCCCAAGAAUUGCUGCUCAAGGUACGAGUUGGGAAAUAAAGUAGCCAAAAAACUAAAAGAUGUUGCUAAUUUAAAGAGCAAAGGAGUUUUUGAAGAGGUAGCUCAAAGGUUACCUUCACCUCCAGCUACGGUAAGACCCAGUGAAGGAAUAAUAAUGGGCAUGAAAAAUAAUUUAUGUGAGAUUUGGGGGCACCUCGAAAAAGAAGAUGUGGGAAUCAUCGGCUUAUAUGGGUUAGGAGGAGUUGGGAAGACCACUCUGCUAACUGAAGUCAACAACAAGUUUGUCAAUACAACUCAUGAUUUUGAUGUUGUGAUUUGGGUAACGGUGUCCAGUAAUCUAGAUUUGGAUCAGGUUCAAGAUGACAUCGGAAAAAAGAUAGGACUUUAUGACGAGAUAUGGAAGAAUAAAAGACCAGAAGGAAAGAAAGAAGAUAUAUGUGGAGUGUUGAGCAAAAAGAAGUUUGUUUUGUUGUUGGAUGAUAUGUGGGAGCGCCUUGAUCUCUUAGAGGUUGGGAUUCCACUUCAAAACAAGCAAAACUCCAAGAUAGUAUUCACAACCCGUUCUAAAAGGGUGUGUGGCCAAAUGGACGCUCAUAAAACAAUUGAAGUGGAGUGUUUGCCAUGGGGGGAGGCUUGGGAUUUGUUCCAAAAGAAGGUUGGUGAAACGACCCUUAAAUCCGAUCCAGACAUACUUUAG
This is a messenger RNA of Ilex paraguariensis (yerba mate), 1014 nucleotides long. NCBI's taxonomy places the organism in Eukaryota, Viridiplantae, Streptophyta, Magnoliopsida, Aquifoliales, Aquifoliaceae. The record is from the annotation of a GenBank genome assembly.